UCUAAAAAUAGCUCGGAGUGAUUGCCCUUGUGCAACACACAACAGCCACGACUUUUGGGAUUGACCAUGCGGAUGGAGUUUUCUUGUGAUAAUAACAAUUUAACGAAAAUUUAUUUACCAGAUUUUCAUAUACGAAGGCAUUCGUGUUUAAGAAACUUUAAAAGAUACAAAAGUAUAGGACAAUUAAAAUAAUAAUGCCGAAGAAAAACAAGAAAGGGAAGGGGUUUAAACCGAAGGCGGGACUAGAUUCCCUGCCAGGCAGUGAUGAUGACAGAGAGACAGCUGAUAACUGGAGUACAGCUAGUGUUUUAUCUGAUGAGGGAGUGAGCAGCAUCCCCUCAGAGGACGGCCCUGAUGAAUCCUCUGCUCAAGAGAAUUUUGAAGACAAGUUGAAAGACUGUAUUGAUGGGCUUACAGAGAAAAGUGCUCAGAGCAGGAAGAAUGCAUUGGAAGGAGUGAUGAAAGCCUUGUCCAAGAAAUAUCUACUGGAUUUCCUAAUGGACAGGAAAAUGACCCUAUCUGACUACUUGCUGAGGUGUCUGAAGAAAGGGAAGGGGGAGGAACAGGUGCUUGCUGCCAAGUGUCUGAGUCUGCUGUGUGUACAGAUGGGGCUGGAGGCGGAGGACCUGUUCACCGAGAUACAGCCCCACCUACUGACAGCCAUGAACGACAACUCAGUGGCACUGAAGGCCAGGUCACAGUGUGCUAUUGGCUUGGCUGUCUGCAAUUUUGUAUCCUGUUCAGAUAUUGAUGUUGUGAUGAAAGUAUUAGAGGCCCUGGAGGGAAUCUUUAAGAGUUCCUACAGAAAGGGAGAUAAAUCCAUCCCCUCCCACCCCCCUGAGACCACGCACCUUCACGCCACCGCCCUCGGUGGCUGGAGUCUACUGCUCUCUAUAGCUCCCUCAUUUCUAGUGACGAAGCUGUUAGAAAAGCAUCUUGAACACCUGCCCGACCUGCUACACAGUGCUGAUGUAGAACUUAGAAUAGAAGCUGGUGAAACUAUUGCUCUUCUUUACGAGUUAGCCAGAGAAGAAGAUGAGGACUACGAAGGAAAAGAUAUUGACAGUCUUUGCGAGACUUUGAAGAAGCUGGCCACUGACUCCAACAAACACCGGGCCAAGAAAGACCGGCGUCAACAAAGAUCCAGCUUCAGGGACGUCCUCCGGGCAGUAGAGGAGGGAGAUGUACCAGAGCUGACCAUUAAGUUUGGAACAGAGUCAGUCAUCAUUGACUCUUGGACAAGGAAGAAGCAGUAUGAUGCCUUCUGUGCCGUGCUUGGUUCAGGUGUCUACCAACAUCUACAGGAUAACUUUGUAGUACGAGAAGUGUUUGGACUAGGGGCACCCAUACCUGUUGGAGCAAAACCAGCUCAGAAGAUAACCAAAUGGGAGCGGACCCAUUACAAUGCUGCUGCUUUCAAAGCCUUAACCAAAGCCCGGUCUAAGCACCGCGAUAAACGCUCCGUCAUGAUGAACGGGGACUAACAGGGCGACAUUACUAGGUGACCUCCGCGUUCUGUGGAUGACCUCUACAAGAAGGAAAAAACCUCCAGCUUCAUAAACCUCUCUCAAGCUGUACUACUAUUAUCUGUGAUUUUGUCAUCAGUGAUGUCACUGAUGAUGUCAUCAUCAAUUUAUGAUGUAAAAGUGUUAUGGUGUAAAUUUGAUUUUAAUGUAAAAUGUAUAUAUUAGAUGUGUGCUGUUUUUUUAAUUUUAAAUGUAUGAACUGUGCUAUUUUGUUUGAUUUUUUUUUUUCAUCUGCAAGUGUAGAACCUAGUAUUUAAAUUAUUGAUAUCAUUUUCAUUGUUUAUGGUUUAGCAUUGGCUAUGGGUAUGACACCAUAUAUUUUUUUCUUUGUUAUACUAUGAUCUGAGUUAUAGAAUGUCCCAGGCAAUUUUUUGUUCAUUUGUUGAUAUUUUUCUGGUCCUCAUGACAUCUUUUUUUCCCUUGCUUUAGUAAAGUACAUGUACACAAAUGUACAUUUAGGUGAAACACAUGUUUAUUUUUUUUUUUGUUUAAUUUUUUUUUGGCCACAAUUGUACUUGGAUGAAAAAGUAAUGCUAAUGGUAUCUUGACCUUGAAUGCGAAAGGUCUUAUUUGAACAUUAUUAUUUGUUCGCAGUAUAAGUACAUAUAUUUUUGGGACAGAAAUGGAACUAUGUUCAAAUCACCAUUAAAUAUGAUUUAUUUUAGAAGUAAAAAUGAUUAUAAUGAAAAUUAAUAACCGAUGCAUCAGAAAAAGAAAGAAAUAUUGAAAACUGUCAAACAACUUGCAUAAUACUGAUGUUAAAGAAAGUUUUUUUCAGACAGAUAAACUGCCAUCAUUUGCGAUGGUGUCACUUUGUUUGAGAGAAUUACUUCGGAAAAUGAAAUCAUUUUUGCGUGUGUUGUCUUCACUGCCAUUCAUACAAUGUAAAUUGACCCCCACCCCCAUCUAUAUAGUUUUAUUGAUUCAAUACUCAGGUGAAGAGUUUUGAAAUAAAAAUAUUUUGUUUUAUUUUGUAAAUUAAGGUUAAUUUUACUAUUAUCGUUGGUCUUAUAAAAUACAAUAUGGGAAAUUUUCAAGGACAAAAUUCAAGUUGUACCAUGUCAGACAAAACAAAACCCAAAAAAAAUUUGCGAGUGAAAAAUAAAAAUUACUGAGUCAAGGAAAUACGUGUAAAUGGUUGUUCCUUAUUUUAAAAAUAUUAUUCAUGUAUUUAUGAUUUUUUAAAAAAAAUGAUUGUACAUUCAGUCCAUAGUCAUGUUUAUCUAUCUGUGAAAGCGGGUCAUAUUUGUCAUUCUUAUAGUUGCAAUUCAGGCAAAAAUAAUUAAGUGACUUUAAAAGAAUUAGAACACUCUUAAAACAUUUUGGUUUAAUAGAUAUCUGUUUGAAUGUUGAACUCAAUGUUUUUUUGACCGCCUUACAGUGAAAAAUAAAUACAUACAUUCUGAAGA
Molecule: messenger RNA, 2935 nt
Organism: Magallana angulata
Lineage: Eukaryota; Metazoa; Mollusca; Bivalvia; Ostreida; Ostreidae
Product: interferon-related developmental regulator 2-like
Exons: 12
Coding region: 195-1484 (429 amino acids)
Source: RefSeq, a predicted model, not a curated record